GUUGAGAACUGGGGAAUAUACCAGCCAUACAAUGGAAGUACUGCUAAUCUCAUUGCAGCCAAGGACUAUGCAACUGAGUUUCUGGAAAGACAUGCGGGCUACAUGCACCGAUUGAAAAAGCCACUCAUCCUCGAAGAGUUUGGACUAGCAAG
Messenger RNA from Closterium sp. Naga37s-1, 152 nucleotides. The record is from the annotation of a GenBank genome assembly. NCBI's taxonomy places the organism in Eukaryota, Viridiplantae, Streptophyta, Zygnematophyceae, Desmidiales, Closteriaceae.